This is a messenger RNA of Closterium sp. NIES-65, 5037 nucleotides long. Lineage: Eukaryota; Viridiplantae; Streptophyta; Zygnematophyceae; Desmidiales; Closteriaceae. The record is from the annotation of a GenBank genome assembly.
AUGGAGUCGUUGCAUGCGCGUGUGGGCGCCACCGAGACGGACAUGCUGGCCAGCGUUGUGGCGCCGGCUCCCCUUACCCCGCCUCCGCUCUCGCCUCCCACAGCUCAAACGUUCCAGCUCCCAGCACCGUUGCUCCGUUGCGGGUACCUAAAUCGCUAUCGACCAUGGGCAAGGGUAUGGGAACGCACAUGGCACCGUCGCUAUUUUGUGCUGGCGGGCGACCUAUUGAUGGCGUGGGAGUCGGAGAGGGACACGGAGCAUCGCCCUGAGGAGGCCGUGCUGCUGCACUCGUGCGUCGUCGCGCUAGAGGGCGCCAAGCCCGACGGCUUCAGCGCCACCAAUUUCUUCAUCUUCCGCCUCGAGGACUCACAGGGCAACAUGCUGCUGCGAUUGAGCUCCAGAGACGAGGCAGAGGUUUACAACUGGAUGCUUGCCUUGCAGGCGGCAGGGUGCUGUGCGCCCACAUCGUCGUGCACUGCACCGCACGUGCAUCAGCACCACGCCACAGGCAUCACAAAGGGAAUGGCGGGGUCGAUGAGAGCGGAGGAGGCGGCAGGGGAGGCGUCAGAGGCGUCGGCGGGCGAGGUGACGAGCAGCAGCUCGUCCGUUGAGCGCGCUGACAGCUUCGCUGCCUCUCUGCGCCACGCCCCGCUGCAUGCCGCUUCUCAUGCCAGGGAGGGCGCAUGGCCGGGCGGGGUGGGCGCGGCGUGGGCGCAGCAGGGGGCGGCAGCCGGUGGUAGCCACAGUGAAGCGGCAGUGGUGCGCCGGAGGAAGGGCAGGGACGAGGGCGACAGCAGGAGCUCGUGCCAGCAUGAGCAUGGCCGUGCUGGGCAAGGGGAGGAGGGUGCGCAGCGAGUGAGGAAGGCUGGAGAGAGAAGGGGGGUGCCAUGGGUGUGUGCACCGGCUCACAAGCAUGUGAGGGAAAGCCCUCUGAGCUCGGUUGCCAUCUUCCAACAGAGCCAUGCAGGGCUGUUCAACUUGUGCAUCGUGCUGCUGGUGGCGGUGAACAGCCGCCUCAUCAUUGAGAACCUCAUGAAGUAUGGCAUCCUGGCGCGCUCUAGCUUCUGGCUCUCCAGCAGCUCGCUGCGUGAAUGGCCUCUGCUCAUGUGUGGGCUGAGUCUGGCAGCGUUUCCGCUAAUGGCGCUCUGCAUUGAGAAGCUGCGCGCACACGGCUACAUCACUGAACAGGUUACGGCAUUGUUGCAUGUUGUCAACAUUGCAGGAGAGUUUUUCUACCCAGCUAUCGUCAUCAACAGGGUGCAUUCUCAGCCGCUGGGCGGCUUUUUGCUAAUAUUUGUGGCGGUGACUGUGUUCAUGAAGCUCAUCUCGUACGCGCACACGCUGCAUGAUGUGCGCAUGAAGCUGUCUGAAGGCCACCAGCUGGUGCCUGCAGCAGGGGCGCCAGUGGUGCAGUACCCUCUGAACCUCACAGUGGGCAACCUCUGCUACUUCAUGGCUGCGCCCACCCUCUGCUACCAGCUGGGGUAUCCUCGAGCACCGCAUGUGCGCAAGGGGUGGCUGCUGCAGCAGGUGGUGAAGCUACUGACUUUCACAGGGCUCGUGCUCUUCAUCAUUGAACAGUACAUCAACCCCAUUAUCAAGAACAGCCAGCACCCCCUCAAGGGCCACUCUCUCUACAGCAUAGAGCGCGUCUUGAAGCUCUCCAUUCCCACCCUCUACGUGUGGCUCGGCAUAUUCUUCUGCUUCUUCCACCUCUGGUUGAACAUCCUGGGCGAGUUGCUGUGCUUUGGGGACAGGGAGUUCUACCGCGACUGGUGGAACGCCAAGACCAUAGAGGAGUACUGGAAGCUUUGGAACAUGCCUGUGCACCGGUGGAUGGUGCGCCACAUCUACUUUCCCUGCCUCUCCAUCGGCCUCACCAAGCCACUCGCAGUGUUCGUGGUGUUCUUCCUCUCAGCUGUCUUCCACGAGGUGCUGAUUGGAAUUCCCUGCCACAUGUUUCGCCUCUGGGCCUUCCUUGGCAUGAUUUUCCAGAUUCCCUUGGUCUGGAUCACCAACUAUCUUUACCAAAAGUUUCAAAAUCCAAUGGUGGGCAACAUGCUCUUCUGGUUCUUCUUCUGCAUUGUGGGCCAGCCCGCAUGUGUGCUGCUGUACUACCAUGAUGUGCAAGCAGCGGGAGGCGCGGCGGAGGGAGUGGAGGAGGCGGGCGGUUUGAGUCGAGACGACACGCGUGUUCAGCGAGGUGGUUGGCGGGCGAAAAGAGCGGAAGCUGGUAGAUCCCCGGUGUGCGCGGCGAUGGCGAUGGGAGACGUGGAGUUGGUGUCGCGGUCGUUGCAGUUGGAGCAGAAGCUCUUCCAUCUCGACCUCAAGGACAACCCGCGCGGCCGCUACCUCAAGAUCAGCGAGCGCACGGCGCUGAACCGGUCGACGAUCCUGGUGCCGGUGGCGGGCGUGGUGUGGUUCGUGGAUCUGUUCAAUUACUACGCCAACGGCGGCGAGCAGGGCCAGCUCAACAGCAAGGAGCUGCAGCUCGACUCCAAGGUGUUCUACUUCGACGUGGGAGAGAACCCCCGGGGUCGAUUCCUCAAGGUGUCGGAGGCCAGUCGCAUGCAUGGGCGCAGCACCAUCAUAGUGCCUGCCACCACGGGGACCACCCCCGGCGCCACUGAUGAUGGCUGGGCCGCCUUCCGCAAUGCGCUGGUGGAAAUCCAUGAGGCCUCCCUUACCCUGCCGGGCGCCGCACCUGGUGUGGCAGCAGCAACGACCGCAGGCUAUGAUGCCGGGGCAGCAACGGCAGGGGGCACUCAGGGGGGUUUGGCAGGCGUGGGCUCUUCAGCAGGGGGUGAGGUGGGAGCGGCAGGUGCGACAGCAUCGCGUGUGAUAGUGGUCGACCAGAAGCGCUUCUUCCUGGACCUGGGCUCCAACCCGCGCGGCCACUUCCUCAAGAUGUCUGAGGUGCUUGGUGUAGAUCGCUCUUCCAUCAUCAUCCCAGCGUCUGCAGUGGCGCAAGUGCAUGACGCCAUCGGCCAGCUCAUAGGCGAGCUCCAAGCGCACGGAGGGUACUCCUCGCAGCCUGCUGGCCCUGUCUCGUCGCUCUCGCUUCCCCGUCACCCGCGCUUCCCGUCGUCGCUCUCGCUUCCCCGUCACCCACGCUUCCCCUCGUCAACGGCGCUUUCCCUCAUUCUCUCCGCUAGUCACCCAAGCUUCUUCUCAUCUCUCUCUCUUCUCCUCAACGUCCUCGUUUCCCUCAUCGCCAUAACACCCUCGCUUCUCCCCGUCGCCCUUGCCUCCCCACAUACCCGCCUCCAUCUCCCCCACCAUACACCCGCCUUCCUCCACAGAAUGCCCUCAGUGGGAGGGACAGAGGGGGAUGGCCCUCGUCACGCCCGCUUCUCCUCGUCACAUGUUUCUCCCCUCGUCAUGCGCUCUUCCCCUCGUCAUUUCUCUUUUCCUCACUCUCUUCCACACUCUCUCCAUAUCUCCCUCUCCCAUUCUCUGACUGUCCCGCCCUCUCCCGCUCUAUAUCUUCCUCCCUCUCUUGCUCAAUCCUAUUCUCUCUCUCUCCCUCUCUCCCUCUUCGGGCCUCAUUUAUUGGGAGGGACAGAAGAGGGGGUUCAGAUGGGGGAGUGUCAGCUUCCCCCCUCCCUGCGCCCUGCUUCCCCCCUCCUUCUGCCCUGCUUCCCCCCUCCCUCCACCCUGCUUCCCCCCUCCCUCCACCCUGCUUCCCCCCUCCCUCCACCCUGCUUCCCCCCUCCCUCCGCCUGCUUCCCCCCUCACUCCUUCCUUCUCCCCUCCCACCUCCCUGCUUCCCCCCUCCUUCCUCCCCGCUUCCCCCCUCCCUCCUCCCUGCUUCCCCCCUCCCACCGCCCUGCUUCCCCCCUCCCUCUGCCCAGCUUCCCCCCUCCCUAUGCCCUGCUUCCCCCCUCCUUCCGCCCUGCUUCCCCCCUCCCUCCUCCCUGCUUUCCCCCUCCCACCGCCCUGCUUCCCCCCUCCCUAUGCCCUGCUUCCCCCCUCCCUCCGUUAAGCUUCCCCCCUCCCUUCGCCCUGCUUCCCCCCUCACUCUGCCCUGCUUCCCCCCUCCCUCUGCCCUGCUUCCCCCCUCCCUCUGCCAGGCUUCCCCCCUCCCUGCACCCUGCUUCCCCCCUCCCUCUGCCCUGCUUCCCCCUCCCUAUGCCCUGCUUCCCCCCUCCCUUCGCCAAGCUUCCCCCCUCCCUUCGCCCUGCUUCCCCCCUCCCUCCACCCUGCUUCCCCCCUCCCUCCACCCUGCUUCCCCCCUCCCUCCGCCUGCUUCCCCCUCCCUCCUCUUUACUUCUCCCCUCCCACCUCCCUGCUUCCCCCCUCCUUCCUCCCCGCUUCCCCCCUCCCUCCUCCCUGCUUCCCCCCUCCCACCGCCCUGCUUCCCCCCUCCCUAUGCCCUGCUUCCCCCCUCCCUCUGCCCUGCUUCCCCCCUCCCUCCGCCAAGCUUCCCCCCUCCCUUCACCCUGCUUCCCCCCUCCCUUCGCCAGGCUUCUCCCCAUCCCCUUCCUUGCUUCCCCCCAUCCCGCUCCCUGCUUCCUCCCAUCCCCUUCCUUGCUUCCCCCCAUCCCGCUCCCUGCUUCUCCCCAUCCCCUUCCCUGCUUCCCCCCAUCCCCUUCCCUGCUUCUCCCCAUCCCCUUCCCUGCUUCCCCCCAUCCCCUUCCCUGCUUCCCCCCAUCCCGCUCCCUGCUUCCCCCCAUCCCGCUCCCUGCUUCCCCCUAUCCCGCUCCUUGCUUCCCCCCAUCCCCUUCCCUGCUUCCCCCCAUCCCCUUCCCUUCUCUACACGGCCACCGAAGCACCGCAUCCAGCAGAUCUUCGAGUGGAUCUGCCCUGAGGCUUGCUGGCGGAGCUGUGAGGCAGCCUCCUCCCGAAACUGUCUUCAGCCUCCCUUGCUGCCCAGCAGGAUGCCGCGGAGCAUUGAUGCGGGAGGGGGCAGACCAUGCUGGCAGAAAUGAUGGCGGCAACGCACGUCAGGUCUGCGCUGCUGUGGGCCGGGGGAGUGCAGAGUGGUGCAGAGACCAGCACGGCAUGUCGAUAUGUGGUCGGCCGAGAUCCUCAUGA